Messenger RNA from Phoenix dactylifera (date palm), 2145 nucleotides. Lineage: Eukaryota; Viridiplantae; Streptophyta; Magnoliopsida; Arecales; Arecaceae. The record is from RefSeq and is a predicted model, not a curated record.
AAUGGGGCUUGCCUCUCCCUGCCCCGGUUGAAGCACCCCCCGGCUAAACCCAGAGGAACCCCAAAUAAACUUCAGCCGGGCUCUUCCCAUGGGCACCGGUUAAAUUUCAUUACCGCACUGUUUUUUCCCUUUUUUUUUUUUGCUUUUAGUAGUUAGAUUAGAUAGAGAAAGCAUUAACCAGAGAAACAAAAGACGCGAAGAGUGGGUAAAGAAAUGUCGCGUGUCGCCGCCGUGCUCAUCCUCCUCUCGCUCUUGGGCCUGUCGACCGUCCGGGCAGAAGACCCAUACCUCUUCUUCACAUGGAACGUGACAUACGGCACCAUCGCCCCUUUUGGCACUCCCCAACAAGUCAUCCUCAUCAACAACCAGUUCCCGGGCCCCGAAAUCAACUGCACUUCCAACAACAACAUUGUCAUCAACGUCUUCAACAACCUCGAUGAGCCCUUCCUCCUCACAUGGAACGGCAUUCAGCACAGGAAGAACUCAUGGAUGGACGGGGCUCCGGGGACCAACUGCCCCAUCCUCCCGGGCCAGAACUUCACCUACCACUUCCAGCCCAAGGACCAGAUCGGCAGCUUCUUCUACUUCCCCUCCCUCGGCAUGCAGAAGGCGGCCGGUGGCUUCGGCAUGCUCCGCGUCCACAGCCGCCUCCUCAUCCCUGUCCCCUUCGACCCCCCGGCCGAAGAAUUCAACGUCCUCGCCGGCGACUGGUUCACCAAAAGCCACAAGGUCCUCGCCGGCCAGCUCGACGCCGGCCGCAGCGUCGGCCACCCCGCCGGCGUCCUCAUCAAUGGCCGCCGCGGCAAGGACGCCGCCGGCCACGACGAGCCCCCCAUGUUCACCAUGCAGGCCGGCGACGUCUACCGCUUCCGCUUCUGCAACGUUGGCCUCAAAACGUCUCUCAAUUUCCGCAUCCAGAAGCAUCCGUUGAAGCUCGUUGAGAUGGAGGGCUCCCACACCGUCCAGAAUCUCUAUACCUCCCUCGACGUCCACGUUGGCCAGUGCCUGUCGGUGCUCGUCACCGCCGACCAGGCCCCUGGAGACUACUACCUCGUCGCCUCCACCCGCUUCACCAAGAAGGUCCUCACCGCCACCGCCGUCCUCCGCUACGCCGGCUCCAACACCCCCCCAUCCCCGGUCAUCCCCGAGGGACCCACCGGCUGGGCCUGGUCCUUCAACCAGUGGCGGACUUUCCGGUGGAACCUCACCGCCAGCGCCGCCCGCCCCAACCCCCAGGGUUCCUACCACUACGGCCAGAUCAACAUCACCCGCUCCAUCAGGCUCGUCAACGGCCACAGCAUCGUCGACGGCAAGCGCCGCAACUUCAUCAACGGCGUCUCCCACGUCGACCCCGACACGCCGCUCAAGCUCGCCGAGUACUUCAACCUCAGCAACCCGGUGUUCAAGUACAGUCUCAUGGGCGACGCUCCCCCGGCCCCUGAUACUCCGGUGACACUUGCACCCAAUGUCAUCGCCGUCGAGUUCAGGACUUUCAUCGAGAUCAUCUUCGAGAACACGGAGAAGAGCAUCCAGUCCUACCACUUGGAUGGCUACGCCUUCUUCCCUGCCGGGAUGGGGCCAGGUAAGUGGUCGCCGGAGAGCCGAAAACGCUACAAUCUUUUGGACACCGUGAGCCGGCACAGUGUCCAUGUAUUCCCCAAGUCAUGGACGGCGAUCUUGCUGACCUUCGACAAUGCUGGAAUGUGGAAUUUGAGAUCCAUGAAUUGGGAGAAUAAAUACUUGGGGCAGCAGCUGUACGUCAGUGUGACCUCGCCAGAACGAUCGUUAAGGGAUGAAUACAAUAUGCCUCUUAAUGCACUCCGCUGCGGGGCGGUGGUUGGGCUUCCCCUGCCGCCAUCCUACACCUAAAGCAUGCGGCCGGUGAGCUGUGCCGCCGCCGACCAGCGAGCCCCGUUCUUUGGUGAGGAGAGGACGGAGGGAAGGGUGGUGUUGAAAGGGGGUAAGAUUGAGUGCUAUCUAUGGGGUGUUCUGUUGGGCUUGUUCUUCUCUUCCUCUCGUGGUUCUUUUUUCUCUGGGUUUGCUGGUCGUGUGCUAUAUAAGCAAAGCUCUCUCCUAACUUAUGGUUCAUAUAUGAAUAAUAUGCACAUUCAUCAAAAUAAAAAUAGUAUAUACUUGUGACUACAA